AUGUUUUACCAUGCUUUGAAGUCGCUCGCGGUCGCGCUGGCGUUUGGAGCUGCCAGCGUGUCGGCACAGCAAUCUUCCACUUCGCUCGUGAGCCGGCGCCUCACUGAGUAUUUGAUGCCAGUUGCCACUGAGACGCACGAGUUCGCCCGCGUGCCGGACACGAAUUUCGUGCUGUUGACACAGAUGUCUAACAGCCAGCUGAUCAAGAUCGAACUUGACGCAACUACCGAGGAACCCAUUGCCUUCCAAGCAUUCCCCAUGGGAAAAGACAACUCUUCCAUGCUUCACGGCGUGUGGCCAUCCACGGUGCACCCUGGAAAGAUGUGGCUGUCGCUGCAGGCCGACAACAAGCUGAUCCUCGUCGACCCCGGCUACGACCUCUCGACUAAGCCGACCAUCAUCCAAACAAUUGAUAUCCCGGUCCUCGGAAAUGGCCCUCACUGUGUUUUUGAAAUUGGUAACCGUGUCUGGGCUGGUCUCAAGGUUGCAUCUGAGCAGACUGGCAAGUACUAUGUGUUCUCUGCCGAUAUCUCCAACUCCACCAACCACCACUUGUACCCAUGCCUCAACAGCCCCGUGUUUAUCAAGGAGGAGCCUACCACCGGCUUGAUCUACGUCACCCAGGACACCGACUCGUCUAUAAUGCGCAUUAACGCCACCAGCGGCGCGACCAAGCAGAUGCACAUUCCUCCCAGCGUCGGCAACAACGCCGUCGGAAUGAUCACUGGCUCCGGUGCCUUGAGUGGCGUAUGGUUCACCCUCGCUGGUAAUGCCACUGGCGGCACCGGAACUUUUGGCCACAUCGGAGCCAACGGCAAGUUCCAAUUCUUCAAGCUCAAGCACCCGUUGCUCGGCACCAAUGCUGGCCUCCUGCAUAUCGCCGACGCAUCGACCGACGCCGGUGGCCCAGCCCUGUGGCUCCUGUCGACGUCUUUGCUGAGCACCAACUCCCCCGAUGCCCUGAUCCGCGUUACUUUUGAUGCCGGUAUAAAGUCUGUUGCUGGCGAAGAGUACAUCUCUAUGCUCACACAGAACGCCAUGGUGCACCGUGUUCUUCCCCUGGAUAAGACUGUUUUGGUGUCUGAGCUCCACACAUUCACACUCGCCCAACUCACCUACAACAACACCAUCGCUGGUCACUGGCUGCCCGCUGAGGCUGUCACCAACAACACUGUUUACACCCAAGCUGGUUAA
Molecule: messenger RNA, 1194 nt
Organism: Penicillium cosmopolitanum
Lineage: Eukaryota; Fungi; Ascomycota; Eurotiomycetes; Eurotiales; Aspergillaceae
Exons: 1
Coding region: 1-1194 (397 amino acids)
Molecular function (GO): protein binding
Source: RefSeq, a predicted model, not a curated record